Colletotrichum chrysophilum is the source of this 1653-nucleotide messenger RNA. RefSeq lists its product as uncharacterized. The transcript has 2 exons. The record is from RefSeq and is a predicted model, not a curated record. Bases 1 to 1653 code for a protein of 550 amino acids. NCBI's taxonomy places the organism in Eukaryota, Fungi, Ascomycota, Sordariomycetes, Glomerellales, Glomerellaceae.
AUGUCCAUGAUGGAGCCACAGUCGUCGGGCUCAAGCUCGAAAUCCAAGUCGUCCAGCCCGGAUCCGUCCGCCGGAGUCAUGGCCCCGCUGACGACCGGGUCUCGGGGGAAGAAGAAUAGGAUCGUGGCGAAGGGGACAUGGAGAAUCCAGAACAUUCUCGUCGAACCAGGGUACGACUCUGUCUUCUUCACAGACCCGGAAGAGAGAGGCUACUUCGACUUUUGGCGCAUCCUCGUCGGCAACAUCUACCUCUUCCCCAACGAUGUCAUGUCCCGCAUCCUCCCGCAGCUUGCCCGACAUGAGCCCGCCAUCAAACAUGCAGCCCUCGCGAUGGCCGCGAUGGCCCGCGCUCUGGUACCGAACCUCAAGCGUCGAACUCGAAGGGAGCUACAUAGCAAUGGGCCGCACUAUGAGUUCGCGUUAAAGCAUUACGGCCGUGCCAUCAAACUUGUACGCACGUCCACGCCGUCGACUGAUAAUAUGCUCUGGGCUAUCGUCUGCUGCGUCCUGUUUGUCACCUUCGAGUGCCUCCACGGUGACCGCAAUGCGGCGUUGCAGCAUGUUAUGCACGCAUAUAAGAUGAUGGAGCACUACUUCAUUCAGCGGUCCAUGGUCGAGGAUGCUCGGGAAACAGACUCCAUCCGCUCUGUUUGUGACGAUGCUGCGUGGAUCUUCCAAGGCAUGACGAUGCAGUCUUGGUCGCACAACGUGCUUCACUCGAAGAACUCAAGCGACAUAAGCUGGUGCUGCCGUGGUAGCACUCGGCCCUUUGCAGUUGAGGAGAUGCCUUCGACGUUCGCUGACCUACACAUCGCACGAAGAUGGUGGAGAGUGGUUCAGCACUACAUCUGCCACCGCUGUCCGAUCUAUACCGACAUGUAUGCGGACGACAUGCCGCAAGAGGUCAUUGCUGGCGGGUACAUACGAAAUACAUAUGAACUCAAGGAUGCUGAGGAUCUAAGGAGAGUCCUUCCUCAGUUUCUUGCCCAUCUUCAACGCUGGCAUGACAGCUUUCAGGGGAUCUAUGACCAUGCCAGGAUUGGACAAGAUCGCGACUUCAGCUCAUACGUCGACGCAUGCAAUCUGCGUGUACAGUAUCUUCUUUUAUGGAGCGAUGUCGUGAGCAUCAGUUACAGAGAUGUCAAGACAGUCAAAAGUCUUACACCAGCAUUCCGCGAGAUUGUGGACUUGUCACGGAUUGUCAUUCAAACACAGUCUAACUGCGGUGGCUGUUCUGAGGUGUUCAGCAUGGACAACGGACCUACCAUGCCACUGCUGGUUGUCGCAUGUAGAUGCCGCGACGCCGAAGUGAGAGAAGAAGCAACGGAGCUGUUAGGGAAACAUCCCAGGCGUGAUGGCUUGUGGGAUAGCAGGACGUUUCACACAAUUGCUAUGAGAAAUAAGGCCAUUGAGUCUGACAACAUCGCCUUUGAGGAUGAUGAAUUUGAGGAGUGGUCUCGACUUUCACGGAGGGAAGUUCACUUCGAUGCCAACGGGGACGUCCAGGCAAAAAUUGUCAAAUGGCAUCCCGAAGUCGGGGAGUGGCGUGUUGUGGAGGAGCAACUCGCUGAGCCAUCUCAUAAGGUGCCUCCAGACUACAGAGAGCUUCCACGAAGGCAGCAGUCGAUCAAGAUUGCCCCAAGACUUUGUUAG